AUGGCAGAAACAGAUCCGGCGCUGCUGCACAUCCUCAAAAACGUCGCCAACGAGACGAUCCUGUACUUUUCCAAAGCGACCUGGCUAUGGGAUGAGAAACCAGUCCAAGGCUACGUGGGUGUGGGAGAGUACGGAUUGCAGUUUUUCACUCGAAGUUUCACCAAAAAGCAUACGGCUUGUUUCAUCUCUUACAGCGUGAUCGAUUCGGUGUCAGUGUACAAUGGGACUUCAGACCAGUUAUUUUGUUUUAAAAAGCGGCAUGGCGAGCACUGGUUUUGGCAGGAGGAGCGCGCUUGGGGCUGGAUCGACGAUGGGUACAGUUUGCUGAAGCAUUUGGAGUUGGCGUACCUGGCAUACCAGGCGAGCGACGUGGGAGUUCUGUGCGACCUGAAGGUGUUGCGCCCAACGGACGUGCCGCGUCUGGUUCGUGACAGUUUCCGGAGUCAGUUGGAGCCGAUUGUGACGUUGAAGGGCUGGAGCAAGUGGCGGCGCGUGUCGCAGAGCGGGUUCGACUACUUCGUGCCAAGUCACUGGGUGGCGACGCGUUUCGACCGCUUCAGUGGCAGUUUCGAGGACCCGUCUCGAGGGUUAUCGGUCUGGGUAGAGGUACAAGUCCCUAGCUAUAGUGGCCAGGGCGGGGACACGGGGGAGGGUAGCCAGGGCAGUUUCCUGGACUUGGUGCAGGAUGUGUUGGAGAUGAUGUCCUAUUCGUACCCGCGACUAAUUGUGGAGCAGAACCGGAACGUGAUCAAGAGGAUGAACCUGAGUAAUGACAGCGCGGCGUGGCGUAUGCGCGAACUGAUUGGGGUCCACGACGACGGCGGCGUCUGUUGCUACGUCCUGCGUCGCAGUCUCUGCCCGCCGUUACGCGAGACGGUGCAGGACAUCGUGAUCCAGGCGAACAUCGACUUGUCCAUUGUGGGUCGCAGAAAGAGAGGUGGGGAUGAGGAUGAGGAAGAGGAAGAGGAGGAAUGGGAUGACGACGACGGUCCCGACCCGGCGGCCAUCAUGGUGGACGUGCGGGCCGUCGCGGACUCCCUUACGCCUGCGCGCGGCCUAACGGGCACGUAUGACGACUUGAUCGAAUGCAAGUGCGAUACGCUCCUGUAUCCGCCGGCAGCCCUCGAUUGGCUUGGCACUCAGGCUAAGGUGCGUCCUGCAGUCUUGGACGCGCUGGUGCCCGUAUUGAGGGUGCUGAUACUGGAGCUGUUCCGCAAAACACAUGUACCGGUACCGAAAGAUUUGGAGACCAAGCUCGCUAUGAAGCCCAGGGACCAGUUGGAGUACGACGUGCAGGGCUAUGAUGUGGCGCAGCAGCUGCGCUACUUGAUGGAACGGCUCGUGUACAGCCCGGCCGCCACCUCGGCGCUGUACUUUGGUAUUGAUACUCUCAACGAUCGCCACGCCGAGCUCAUCCACCUGCAUAUGUUCCGCAUCGCGCAGUACCUCGGCCGCCUCCUCAGUGGUUCGCUCGCCGGAGAGGAGCUACAGGUUGGAGACCUGCUUGCCACCGUGGACAAUGCCGACGAUUUCGACCUGCAGAUACUCAGCGAACUGUUACUCUUCAUAGUCCAUGCACGCUCUGCCGAUUUCACACAGCCAUUUGAUCCCAAGACGUCCUGGACAGACCUACUUAACAUUCUCUUCACCACCAACGUUGAGGCUGGCGGUGGAGAGACCCAAUGGACCACCAAACAAGUCUGGGAAGCCAUACAAACCUACGCCCCGGAAAAGAAGACCGUGCCUGUCGCAGCCAUCAACCGUCACGUCAUUAAUGCCCACUUCCUAGCCAUGCUCCUCAAUCGUCACACCUUCGACAAACUUGCUCGACUCAUCCAAGCCGGAUCCGAGGGCGCUACCGCCGAACGGACUCUCGCUCCUUUCGACCUCUGUCUCAAACUACAGUGCCUUGUACUCAGCAGCUCUGCGGCCGACCUCCGCUCCAAAGCUGAAAUCCUCACGAACCUUGUCACACUCGUCACACUGGCAGACGACCUCGAAGCCGACCAACUGCAAGUCGUCCAUCAGUACGCUGCACCCGCCGCCGUUACCAUGCUCAUGUACUGCACGCAACAUCCGGUAAGCACGCCCCUCGCGCUUGCCCCCACCAAAGUCCCCUCUAAUUUUCCGUCCCAUGUGAGUCACCGUCCCAUGUGA
Gregarina niphandrodes is the source of this 2157-nucleotide messenger RNA. RefSeq lists its product as hypothetical. The transcript is spliced from 3 exons. NCBI's taxonomy places the organism in Eukaryota, Apicomplexa, Conoidasida, Eugregarinorida, Gregarinidae. The record is from RefSeq and is a predicted model, not a curated record. Bases 1 to 2157 code for a protein of 718 amino acids.